AUGAGGGUAUCUUUUAGCGCCAUUUGUAUGUAUCUGUUUUCAUUUGUCACUAUUCUUGUGGAUGCUUUUCCAAAACAACUUACUUUUGAGCUUUCUGGUACGGAGCCAUUCUGCUUUUAUGAAAAACUGGAAAAGAACGAAGAAUAUACCUUCAUGUUUCAAGUAUUAAAGGGCGCAUCGAGUGAUAUUGAUGUUGUCGUAAGUGAUAUCAACAAAAAUGUAGUCGCUAAGCAAAGUGAAAGUUCUCAUGAAACCCUCUUUUUUUCCGCUCGCACUGAUGGUGACUAUUCUUUCUGCUUCAACAACCAUUUCUCCCCCAUGUCACCCAAGCGAGUAUUUUUUGAAUUAAGAAGCAAGGAAAGCUUAAGAGAGGAAGCGGGUUUGCAGGAUUCUGGCCCUAGUACUAUGAUUGAAACUUUGGCAGAAACAAUCCACGAACACCUUUCUGUCUCAGAGGGUUACCAGACCGAGUUGCGUGCCAAACUAACAGCGGAUCGACUGUUUGCUCAUGAAUUACUGCAUCAUAUUACCGUUUGGAGUACUGCAGUCGCCAUUAUCAUCGUCGUUACCGUCGUAGCCCAGAUAUCAAUUCUGAAAAGUUUCUUCAAAAACAAGCAACAUCUGUACUCCUCUUACAACUCUAAUUUCUAA
Molecule: messenger RNA, 651 nt
Organism: Mesocestoides corti
Lineage: Eukaryota; Metazoa; Platyhelminthes; Cestoda; Cyclophyllidea; Mesocestoididae
Source: the annotation of a GenBank genome assembly